Messenger RNA from Hibiscus syriacus, 1176 nucleotides. Its product is annotated as probable hydroxyacylglutathione hydrolase 2, chloroplastic. The transcript is spliced from 8 exons. Bases 68 to 1060 code for a protein of 330 amino acids. The record is from RefSeq and is a predicted model, not a curated record. Lineage: Eukaryota; Viridiplantae; Streptophyta; Magnoliopsida; Malvales; Malvaceae. Gene Ontology annotation, molecular function: hydroxyacylglutathione hydrolase activity.
UGUUCUCAAAUCUUACCAGAGGGAACUUUCACGAAAAGGAGAACCCGUUUUAGAGAGAGAAAGUGAUAUGCAGAUGCUCUGUAAGGCUUCAUCUGCAGUGGCUUCCUAUUCCUUCCCUUGUUCCAGGGUGGGGAGCAGACCCUGUGUACAGCCAGGCAUAAGGCAACUUAGCCUUAGAAAGGGUCUCGUGUAUGGGUUUAUGCGCUUAUUAUCCACACCCUUCAAAACCUUGCGUGGAGCAAGUCGGUCUCUUAGGGUUGCAGAGUUUUGCAGUGUUUCCAACACGUCUUCCUCGUUGCAAAUUGAACUGGUACCAUGUCUCAAAGACAAUUAUGCAUAUCUUUUACAUGAUGCGGACACUGGCACGGUUGGUGUUGUUGAUCCUUCAGAAGCUGUGCCGAUUAUUGAUGCUUUGAGUCAGAAAAACCGGAAUUUGACUUAUAUAUUGAAUACCCACCACCAUUAUGAUCACACCGGUGGGAACCCAGAGUUAAAAGCAAGGUAUGGUGCUAAGGUGAUUGGUUCGGGAAUAGACAAGGAUAGAAUUCCUGGAAUCGAUAUUGUUCUAAAAGAUGGAGACAAGUGGAUGUUUGCAGGUCAUGAGGUGCAAGUCAUUGAAACCCCCGGUCAUACUCGAGGCCAUAUUAGCUUCUACUUUCCGGGUUCUGGAGCAAUAUUUACCGGAGACACUUUGUUCAGCCUUUCAUGCGGCAAGCUUUUUGAAGGAACCCCGGAGCAGAUGUUUUCUUCCCUUCAGAGGAUCAUGUCUCUGCCUGAUGAUACAAAUAUAUAUUGCGGUCACGAAUAUACUUUGAGUAAUUCCAAAUUUGCAUUAUCUAUAGAACCUAAGAACGAGGCACUUCGAUCAUAUGCAGCCCAUGUAGCUCAACUUCGCAAUAAAGGAUUGCCUACGAUACCGACUACAUUGAAGGUGGAGAAGGCAUGCAAUCCGUUCCUUCGGACUUCGAGUACAGAAAUCCGGCAGGUGUUAGAUAUUCCGGUCACCAUGAAUGAAGCUGAAGCUUUGGGUGUCAUCCGUCGAGCAAAGGAUAGUUUCUAGGAUUACUUUUAGGAUCAAUACGGAAAUUGGUCCCUAAACUUUUAAUCGAUCAUGGCACUUUAGUAUUUUGUGUAUCAUUAUUCUAUGUAUGUGUAUAGGCUACGGUUACUCUUCCA